AAAAAAAUCCCAAUACCUGUAAAUUAAUUGGUUUACAUGAAAGUUAUAGCAUUUACAAAUGGCAAUAUAUAUACUGGAAUUUUUUUUUUACUGGUAAUGGCGGUGAUCAGUGGCUGGCAUUUUGACACUGGGAGAAACUGACUUGGUGUCACUGACAUCCCCAGUGACACCAAUACAGUGAUCAGUGCUAAUAAAAAGCAUUGACACUGUACUAAUGGCACUGGGCAGAAAGGGGUUAACAUGUGGGGCGAUCAAUGGGUUAACUGUGUGCUGUGUGCUUUUAUACUACUGUAAGCACACUGCUUUGUAUGGCUCUGCUAUGCAGAGCCAUACAAAGCAGUGUGCAGGAGCUGAC
This is a messenger RNA of Staurois parvus, 355 nucleotides long. The record is from the annotation of a GenBank genome assembly. Lineage: Eukaryota; Metazoa; Chordata; Amphibia; Anura; Ranidae.